AUGGCGGCUCAUGUCACGCUGGGUCCUGCGAAGCUGGUGCUCUUGGCUGUACACUUCGCAACCAUCGCCGACAUCGAUAGCUUGACCUAUCUCAUUGGCCAGCAUGCCGUAAUACUACGGUCAGAGCUGGUACUCCGAAUCAUUCUCACAUAUCUUCCCGAAACCCUCAGUCCGGCAGUGUAUGUACCUCUCAUACAAGCUAUUGCCAGUGACGAAUCGCCGUCACAGACAAAUCCAGACUAUCAGCUCGACACUUCUUCUGUUCAAAGUAUAACAGAAGAUCAGGCUUCAAGAAAAGUCAAGAAACUUCAUCUUCUCUCUCUAAAAAAUACUGAUGUGCCUCUCACUCUCGCUCACGAGGCUGAUCCACUCACCUCUUUCUUACUUUUGAGGGCUUACAGAAUGGACGAAGAAGCAGGCAUGCUACCACAAGUCCCCAACCUGGUGUCCCCAUUCCUGCAGCAUUCGCGUGAGCUUCACACGUGGAUGAUCUCAACGGUUCUCCCUCUGGUCAGACGAAACUAUGAGUAUUAUCCACAAAGACCCAUACGGUACCCGCUGCUUGAGUUCCAGAAUCUACCUGACAGAAUAGCCAUCGAUUAUCUCCUGGCUGAGACAGGUGCUGUCGAUGACGAGUUUGGCCUAGCUGGCCGUGAUCUGCGUGGGCUUGUCGGGCCUUGGCUACAUAACGAAUCGAGGUGGAAACGAGAGGCCUUUGACCAAGAUGUAUCACACGACACGGAUACAGCGCCUGAAUUAUCGUGUCCUGGUUGGGAGCAGGCUCUCGAAUGGCUCGCCUCUAAAGCGGCAACAUCCUGGCCAGUCGCUCUCAAAGCCAUUGAAUCCUGGGAUGGGCCAUCGGAUAUAGACCUGGGAAACGAUGCCGGCUCGUGGCUUCAGGAAAACCAACAGCAGUAUCUCGACCGCUCUUACGCCAGGGCCGUCCUAGCUUCUGCAUAUCUUGUCUCUGAUCCCGACUUGGGGGCUUUGGAGGCAGCCUUCAGAAUUUACAACAAGAUCCGGUCUCUUUUGGAUGAAGACUCCGAUAUAACACUUCAAACCGCAGUAGAAAAUCUUGCCCCUGUUCCGCCUUUUGAUAUAGAUGCAUUUGGUGGAGCCAAAGCUGCGACAUACCUACGUAACGACCUACUACAAGGCUCAAAUCCUCUGACAACACCCAAAGAGGAAUCUCUUGAUCUUCUCCCUGCUCUCAUCCAAAGCGCUUAUCUUCUUACCCACUCGGGCGUUCCCUGCACAAUUCGUAAAGCUGGAGAUCUAGCGUUUAUUCAGGAACAGCAGGAACAAAAAUCGCAAAUUGGCCGUCUUAUACGAAAUCUUCCAACUCGUGCCUCUGAUGACGACGGUUUCUGGAUCCGGGCACGAAAAGAGAUACUAUGGCUGCAUGGUUGGGGAAACAGUCUGAAGUCUACCAGAGACGAAACUUUGCAGGGCAUAUUUGGCAAGGUGACCCUGGAGUUCAUCGAGACAGAGCUUUUGAAAGCCAUGCUUUCGCGCUCACGAUACAACCUAGCAAGAACCCUUUACGAUCAAGAAGGGCCAGAUGCGCCUCUUCCGGUUGUACUCCGAGUGCACUCUGAUCCGAUCUCGAUCAUCGAAAAGGUUCUAGAACAAAAUCCCAAAGCAUACACACGUUUGCAAGAGUUUGAGGAACUGGGAAACAACAUGAUCCAUGCGAAUUUGCCAAUUUACGUGAGGCCAGGAAAGCAGCAGCCGAUAACAGAGGAUCAAGACGCGGUCAAAUCAUUGGUCACAAAACGAAUCGUUGCCAUGUGCAUCGAAGCUGCUUUGCGCGAAGACGACUUCGAAACUGCAUACUCUUACGUGGUAACCCGUCUUGGUGCCGAUGAGAAUGUGCAUAAGUCGCAGCCUGCAGGCAUAUCUGACGAAUGGUCAUGGAAGGCAGCACUUGACGCUGGCAAAUAUGUCCGCACGGAGAGAUCCCAGAAGCCAACGCAUCUCGGAACGGCAAGUGGAAAUCCCGAGAUACGCCAUCUCGAGCAGCGGAUUGAGUGCCUAGCAACUUCUCUACGGUUAGCUCCCCCGCCUCAGCUGCAGGAAGUAUUAAAGACCUUCCGUCGUUGCGAAGAGCAAUUGGAUGCUGCAAUUAAGGAGGAGGCUGCUCGAGAAGCUGCCUGGGAUACCGCAGGUGACCUUUCGGGUCUCCCUGGCUCGUUCGAUACACCAGGCCCAGAUAAGGCUUAUCCACCCCGCAACAUAUCUGCCAGCGCGACAGCUCGUCAAGCCGAGGAAGCGCCAAUGUCUCUCUUCGAUCUUUCUAGAGCCACAGCCAGGGUCGCGUCCAGGAACCUACCUGUGUUGUCAAGCUUGCAGGGUUCUUUUACAUCAGAUAAGACGAAUGCAGAGUCCGAGUCCUCUGAGUCCGAGUUGCACGAGCAGAAUAGAACAAGGAAGAGGGAUCAGCUAAGAGAGGCUGCGACUGGUACUCUGGUAUCUGGCGUGGGGUGGCUGCUUGGAGCAAAUCCAAAGCGACCUACAAGUGGCCAGCAGUAA
Fusarium musae is the source of this 2532-nucleotide messenger RNA. RefSeq lists its product as uncharacterized. Gene Ontology annotation, biological process: retrograde vesicle-mediated transport, Golgi to endoplasmic reticulum. NCBI's taxonomy places the organism in Eukaryota, Fungi, Ascomycota, Sordariomycetes, Hypocreales, Nectriaceae. Bases 1 to 2532 code for a protein of 843 amino acids. The record is from RefSeq and is a predicted model, not a curated record. The transcript is spliced from 3 exons.